Molecule: messenger RNA, 787 nt
Organism: Scylla paramamosain (green mud crab)
Lineage: Eukaryota; Metazoa; Arthropoda; Malacostraca; Decapoda; Portunidae
Exons: 6
Coding region: 113-643 (176 amino acids)
Source: RefSeq, a predicted model, not a curated record
CGCGCAGGGUGGUCCGGCAAGGCUACGAGGCGCGCGGCGAGGAGGGGAAGGCCAGUCACUGCACUCAACAGAACGCUGAACGUUUCAGGUACUGUGACUCCUUGCGAGAGAAAUGGGUUUUGCCGCUGUUGUUGCGUUCCUGACCCUUCUGGCACAGGUACACUGCCAGAUUGCGUAUGACACGCACGCUCCUUACUACCCGCAGCCGAUCCAUCCUGUCACAGAGACGGUAACAGUGACGGUGACCCAAACAAUUCGCAUCCCCGUGACGUCCGACGUAUGGGUGAGCACAGCGAUUCCAUACACUGUGAGGGUGACUAGUCUCGCCACUGACUACACCUACAUCCCCGACGACGCAGAGACCGUCACUGCUGUCGUUGCCGUCACAAACACCCCUAUCUCCAUAGUGCGCGAGACAAGCUGCAUCAACCCAGUGCGGACGGCGGUGUCUGUCUUCACUUCCUUCUUGACAGAGACGGAAAGGAAGGAUUUGUACCACACCGUUACUCACGUCGAUGUUCAUAAUGAGAUCAACACCGUGGCUGUACCGUCCGUCCAAACCCUUGUACAGAGGGUUACCACCACCACCAUCCUGUUCACCACUGCUACAGUCACCUCCACCAGUUUCGGCUACUAUCAUUAAUAUGAAAUCUGACGGUUGUAAGUCUUGUACCUUAGAGGACAUGUCGUAAAUAAAGGAAAUGUGUACCUUAGAGGACAUGUCGUAAGUAAAGGAAAUGUACUAAAUAAAGGAAAUGUACUAAAUAAAGUUAAAAUUUAUCUUCAA